Molecule: messenger RNA, 1319 nt
Organism: Ruditapes philippinarum (Manila clam)
Lineage: Eukaryota; Metazoa; Mollusca; Bivalvia; Venerida; Veneridae
Exons: 6
Coding region: 58-1314 (418 amino acids)
Source: RefSeq, a predicted model, not a curated record
AGACGACAUUAAUAAAAUCUGUGUGUAAAUUCACCGAUAUCGCACAAUAAUUUGAUAAUGGAAUUUCGCAUUUUAGUUUAUUUGUGUUCUUUACUAAUUUAUUGUGUCAAUUGUGUUAAAAUAACGAGUUUAGGUUCAUUUAAGAUAUCAGAUCCCGCUUUCGUUACUUUAUACGAGAAUCCAAAUGGGAAGGACCCAAAAGACAAAUAUGAUUUCGUUAUAUCAACAUUUAGUGCAAUCCCUUUUGCUACCGACACAGUGGGCAUUGUGAAAGGAAUUGGACAUUUUAUGGAUAAUGUGCCAGGCAUUAAACCGGAAACAUUGACGACACAAGCCACGUGGCCAAACGAAGCGGCCGGCGUUCCAGAUGAUGUUUUUGGAAAGCGUAUGGUUAUUGUCCCAUAUGGCUUCAUCUUACCGUUCAAAACUAACGGUGGUUUGAAAUUGAUUGACGUAUCUACCGAGCCACCGAGUGGUCCAUAUACAAUCACAGAUGAUUCUACUGGGCAAUGGUUCUAUCACAGGACAAGGUGGCAUGACAUGGACGGUGACGGGGACCUCGACGCCGUGACUUGUCACGCGAGGGAACCAAUUUUCGGUUCGAAGGCAAGUGAACUUCUAUGGUUGGAGAAUCCUAACGGUGACGUCACGUUCGCAUGGAAAACUCACGUUCUCAGUGAAGGACCCGAUAUUUUCUUUGAAUAUACCACAUUGAAUACUACAGACGGUCCUGUAGAGUGUAUUGUUACAGCUCAGUUUUUCACGAAAGCGCUAGGAAUUUACUGGACAACAAAUAGUAAAGGUCUUUGGACGAAUACAUCAGAGGUUAAAAGUAGAAUUAUUGAUGCCACAAUUGGUGCUGUAUUCGAAGUUAAACUUGAUGACGUCAAUAAUGACGGCAGAAUGGAUUUACUCGUCACCAAUAAUGGAAACAAUGGAUCGGUGUUUGUUUACGAAAUACCAGACGAUUUUAGAACUGGCCAGUUUAAACGUCACGUGAUAUCUACAGGCUAUGUCCCUAUAAGCACGGGUAAUGGCAAGGGCGCUCCAGGUUCGUCAUUCACAGCACGGAUUUCCAAUAAUACUAAACCAAUAAUCAUUGUAUCCGGUGACGAUAACGGCGGUGCCUACAUUUUGACAGCAAACAGUGAAAAUAAGAACGAUUGGACAUAUACGCAAACCACAGUUGUAACGACUGGCGGCGAAACUGUCGGACAGCUGGCAUGUGCCGACGUGGACGGCGAUGGAAUGCUAGAGCUUUUUGUACCUUCCUACAGUACAUCUGUAACGGACGUUUAUAGACUAGAAAUGUAGCUUUU